Messenger RNA from Oncorhynchus nerka (sockeye salmon), 6532 nucleotides. RefSeq names its product ribosomal protein S6 kinase alpha-5-like. Lineage: Eukaryota; Metazoa; Chordata; Actinopteri; Salmoniformes; Salmonidae. The transcript has 17 exons. Gene Ontology annotation, biological process: intracellular signal transduction; peptidyl-serine phosphorylation; regulation of DNA-templated transcription. Gene Ontology annotation, molecular function: magnesium ion binding; ATP binding; protein serine/threonine kinase activity. The record is from RefSeq and is a predicted model, not a curated record. Bases 170 to 3007 code for a protein of 945 amino acids.
UGUUUUGCUUGACAAGCUAACCCAUUUUUUUUCAAUCAAAGCUUGCUGGUCAACACCACAUUGAAACUAAAUAUAGCUAGCUACAUGUGUUUCUGUAAUUUCAAACUAUCUAAGUAAUGUUACUGAUGUGCUAGCCAGCAAGUGUAUCGUUGGGCACAUUUGGAAUACAAUGCCAUCUUCGAUGGAAGGAUCUUCUAGAGAAGGUGAACCGUUUACUGUGAAACAUGAGCUGAAAAAUGCCAACCUGACCGGCCACGUAGAGAGGGUGGGAAUUGAGAACUUUGAGCUGCUAAAGGUGCUAGGAACUGGAGCCUAUGGCAAGGUGUUCCUGGUGCGUAAAGUGAGCGGUCAUGAUGCAGGUCAACUAUACGCCAUGAAGGUGUUGAAGAAGGCCACAAUCGUACAGAAGGCCAAGACAGCAGAACACACACGCACAGAGAGACAGGUUCUGGAGCACAUCAGACAGUCACCGUUCCUUGUCACCCUCCACUAUGCCUUCCAGACAGACACCAAGCUGCACCUCAUACUAGAUUAUGUGAACGGUGGGGAGCUCUUCACACACCUGGUACAGAGGGUUCGGUUCAAAGAGCAGGAGGUAUCUCUGUAUAGUGGAGAGAUAGUCCUGGCGCUGGAGCACCUACACACGCUGGGUAUAGUCUACAGAGACCUGAAGCUGGAGAACAUCCUCAUGGACUCCAGCGGACACAUAGUGCUCACGGACUUUGGCCUCAGCAAAGAGUUUGAUGAGUUGGAGAGGACUUACUCUGUCUGUGGCACCAUUGAGUACAUGGCCCCAGAGAUCGCAGAGGGAGGAGAGGCUGGCCAUGACAUGGCUGUAGACUGGUGGAGCCUUGGAGUAUUAAUGUAUGAACUUUUGACGGGUGGAUCACCUUUCACUGUCGAUGGAGACCAGAACUCUCAUACAGAUAUCGCCAAGAGGAUCUCGAAGAAGGACCCUCCGUUCCCCAAAGACAUGAGCCCUUUGGCCAAAGACCUCAUCCAGCGCCUCCUCAUCAAAGACCCAAAGAAGAGACUGGGCUCUGGGCCUGACGGAGCUGACAACGUUAAGAAACAUCCAUUCUACCAGAAGAUAAACUGGGAGGACCUGGCAGCUAAGCGGGUGCUCGCCCCGUUCAAGCCAGUGAUCAGGGAUGAGCUGGAUGUCAGCAACUUUGCAGAGGAGUUCACCGAAAUGGACCCCACCUACUCCCCUGCAGCGAUGCCUCAGAACUGUGACCGCGUCUUUCAGGGUUACUCGUUCAUGGCCCCCUCCAUCUUGUUCAAGAGAAAUGCUGUGAUGGAUGACACGCUGCAGCUGUGUGGAGGAUCAAGAUCACAGAGACCAGGGUCUGCUGCUGUGGCCCGCAGCGCCAUGAUUAAGGACUCUCUGUUUUAUAUGAACUAUGAGAUGGACCUGAAGGACAAUGCCCUUGGUGAAGGAAGCUUCUCUAUUUGUAGGCAGUGCACCCACAAGAAGACUGGACAGAUGUACGCUGUGAAGAUCGUCAGUAAGAGGAUGGAGGCUCAGACACAGAAAGAGAUCACAGCUCUGAAGCUCUGCGACGGCCACCCAAACAUCAUCAAGACUCAUGAGAUUUACCAUGACCAGCUGCAUACGUACCUGGUGUUGGAGCUGCUGCGUGGUGGAGAGCUGCUGGAGAGGAUCCGGAGGAAGCAGCACUUCAGUGAGACUGAGGCCAGCCGCAUCAUGAGGAGACUGGUGUCAGCCGUCAGCCACAUGCACGAUGUAGGAGUGGUACACAGAGACCUCAAACCAGAGAACCUGCUGUUCACAGAUGAGAGUGAGAACGCUGAGAUAAAGAUCAUAGACUUUGGGUUCGCCCGGCUGAAGCCUCCAGACAACCAGCUGCUGAAGACACCGUGUUUCACCCUGGCCUACGCCGCGCCGGAGAUCCUCAAAUACGACGGCUACGACGAGUCAUGUGACCUCUGGAGCCUGGGGGUCAUCCUGUACACCAUGCUGUCGGGUCAGGUGCCGUUCCAGUGUCAGGGGAAGAGUCUGGCCCGCACCAGUGCUGAAGAGAUCAUGAAGAAGAUUAAACAGGGAGACUUCUCUUUCGAGGGAGAGGCUUGGCGGAGUGUCUCACAGCAGGCCAAAGACCUCAUACAAGAGCUCCUGACUGUGGACCCUGACAAGCGGAUCAAGAUGUGUGGUCUGAGGUACAACACCUGGCUCCAAGACGACAGCCAGCUCUCCUCCAACCCUCUGAUGACACCUGACAUCCUGGGUUCUUCCACCACCGUGUCUGUACACACCUACGUCAAGGCUACCUUCAAUGCGUUCAACAAGUGUACGCGGGAGGGUUUCCGUCUGCAGACGGUGGACAAGGCCCCGCUGGCCAAGAGGAGGAAGUUGAAGAAGACCAGCACCAGCACAGAGACCAGGAGCAGCUCCGGAGAGAGCACCCGCUCCUCCUCCUCCUCCUCCCAGUCCCACCCGGACACCCGCUCCUCCUCCUCCUCCUCCCAGUCGCACCAGGACACCCGCUCAUCCUUCUCCACCUCUUCCUCCUCCUCCAGCUUGUCUCACCACAACACCCACUCCUCCUUUUCCUUCUCCCAGUCUCACCAGGACACCCUCUUCUCCUCCACCCUGUCCCACCAGGACACCCUCUUCUCCUCCACCCUGUCCCACCAGGACACCCACUCCUCCACCCUGUCUCACCAGGACACCCACUCCUCCUCCACCCUGUCUCACCAGGACACCCACUCCUCCUCCACCCUGUCCCACCAGGACACCCACUCCUCCUCCACCCUGUCCCACCAGGACACCCACUCCUCCUCCACCCUGUCCCACCAGGACACCCACUCCUCCUCCACCCUGUCCCACCAGGAGAAGACUGGGGGAGACGGUAUUGCCGACCCUCCACCCCAACCUUCCAUCAGCUCCACCACCACCCCUGUCACCACACCCCUCUCCAUGGGCUCAGACAACGACCCCGCCCCGGAACGCUCGCCGCCUCCAGCCUUCUACUUCUCAGACUGAGAGAGCGACUGAGAGAGCGACUGAGAGAGAGACUGAGAGAGAGAGACUGAGAGAGAGAGACUGAGAGAGAGAGACUGAGAGAGAGAGACUGAGAGAGAGAGACUGAGAGAGAGAGACUGAGAGAGAGAGACUGAGAGAGAGAGACUGAGAGACUGAGACUGAUAGAUAGAGAGAGAGAGGGAGACUGAGCGAGAGGGAGACUGAGCGAGAGGGAGACUGAGCGAGAGGGAGACUGAGCGAGAGGGAGACUGAGCGAGAGGGAGACUGAGCGAGAGGGAGACUGAGCGAGAGGGAGACUGAGCGAGAGGGAGACUGAGCGAGAGAGAAAGAGAGAGCGAGAGACUCAGAUGGACAGCAUGUAGAUCUCUCCCUCCAUGGCAGCUCCCAGUCAAUCGUUCACAAUCAGCCACAUGCAUGGACCACAAGUACCUACACGCCUCCAGGCUGAGCAUGCAGCAGGAACAGGACCCACCUCUCAAUCAUCACUAGCAAUAGACACACAGUAAAUGAAUGACUGCCCUACAUAUCCAGAGCCAGACAGCGGAGAGACCCCUCUACAACCACACCUCUGUUUCAGUCAUGUCUUCCUGUUUGUCUGGAAGGUAGGUCAUAGUCCUGGUUGUUUGCUUUUGUUUACACUGUGGUGUAUUGCAUUAGUAAAGACAUUUUACUUUCAGCCACAAAUCCUGCAGCUAAUCACAUUGGGAGGAACCUGUUGUUGGAACAUACUUCUAGUGGAGCAUAUAUUUUGCGGUAUUUAUACAUGACAAUAAUGCAGACUGAAAUUAUUUAUGAUUUGUUUUUAUGUUAACUUAUUAAUGGUUCACAACUGUUUAUGAUAGAUACAGUUGAAGUCAGAAGUUUACGUACACUUAGGUUGGAGUCAUUAAAACUAGUUUUUCAACCACUCCACAAAUUUUUUGUUAACAAACUAUAGUUUUGGCAAGUUGGUUAGAACAUCUACUUUGUGCAUGACACAAGUAAUCUUUCCAACAAUUGUUUACAGACAGAUUAUUUCACUGUAUCACAAUUCCAGUGGGUCAGAAGUUUACAUACACUAAGUUGACUGUGCCUUUAAACAGCUUGGAAAUUUCCAGAAAAUGAUGUCAUGGCUUUAGAAGCUUCUGAUAGGCUAAUUGACAUCAUUUGAGUCGAUUGGAGUUGUACCUGUGGAUGUAUUUCAAGGCCUACCUUCAAACUCAGUGCCUCUUUGCUUGACAUCAUGGGAAAAUCAAAAGAAAUCAGCCAGGACUUCAGAAUUUUUUGGGGUAAUUUCCAAACGCCUGAAGGUACCACGUUCAUCUGUACAAACAAUAGUACGCAAGUAUAAACACCAUGGGACCACGCAGCCAUCAUACCGCUCAGGAAGGAGACACGUUCUGUCUCCUAGAGAUGGAUGUACUUUGGUGCGAAAAGUGCAAAUCAAUCCCAUCACAACAGCAAAGGACCUUGUGAAGAUACUGGAGGAAACAGGUAAAAAAGUAUCUAUAUCCACAGUAAAACGAGUCCUAUAUCGACAUAACCUGAAAGACCGCUCAGCAAGGAAGAAGCCACUGCUCCAAAACCGCUUUUAAAAAAAAGCCAGACUACUGUUUGCAACUGCACAUGGGGACAAAGAUCGUAGUUUUUGGAGAAAUGUCCUCUGGUCUGGUGAAACAAAAAUAGAACUGUUUGGCCAUAAUGACCAUCAUUAUGUUUGGAGGAAAAAGAAUAGAUGCCAUCAUGAGGUAGGAAAAUUAUGUGAAUAUAUUGAAGCAACAUCUCAAGACAUCAGUCAGGAAGUUAAAGCUUGGUCGCAAAUGGAUCUUCCAAAUGGACAAUGACCCCAAGCAUACUUCCAAAGUUGUGGCAAAAUGGCUUAAGGACAACAAAGUCAAGGUAUUGGAGUGGCCAUCACAAAGCCGUGACCUCAAUCCUAUAGAAAAUUUGUGGGCACAACUGAAAAAGCGUGUGCGAGCAAGGAGGCCUACAAACCUGACUCAGUUACACCAGCUCUGUCAGGAGGAAUGGGCCAGAAUUCACACGACUUAUUGUGGGAAGCUUGUGGAAGGCUACCCGAAAUGUUUGACCCAAGUUAAACAAUUUAAAGGCAAUGCUACGAAAUACUAAUUGAGUGUAUGAAAACUUCUGACCCAAUGGGAAUGUGAUGAAAGAAAUAAAAGCUGAAAUAAAUCAUUCUCUCUACUAUUAUUCUGACAUUUCACAUUCUUAAAAUAAAGUCGUGAUCCUAACUGACCUAAGACAGGGAAUGUCUACUAGGAUUAAAUGUCAGGAAUUGUGAAAAACUGAGUUUAAAUGUAUUUGGCUUAGGUGUAUGUAAACUUCCGACUUCAACUGUAUAUAUGCUCGGACCUAGAACUUUAGAACCCUUGAGCUCUAGAACCCUUGAGCUAAAGAGGCAGUUUCAAGUCAUCGCAGAAGGUUUGCAAUGGCAGGUUGAUGUUGUUUCAGGAUGAUUCCUACAAUAGAUAUUUCAAACAGCCACUUCAGUGCUUCAACCUCUCAUAAUGAGAUCAUGAUGCAAUUGUUUGUUGAUCAGAUCAUGUAAGCAUGUAUUUAUGGGGGUUUUAUCCAACGAGAAAACAGGGUCUCAUGCUGAUCUGAACGCAUGUGACCAAUCAAAUGAUGUGUCAUUGUUGUCACAAUGUAAGACAUCAGUAUGUAAAGUAUAUUUCUUUGACAAUGGCUCUUUUGGAUGGCCUUUAUGAGAAGUCAGUUUGGAGAAAGAUCACUUGUUCAUUUCCCUGCUGUAAAACAAUAUAUAGGCGGAUAUAUCGGUAGGUUUUCUCCCCCAAAAAAACCUAUCGCUCCGUCUCUAGUGAUGUUACUGUUUUUAUGGGUGUAUUGUAGCUUGUUCUGUCUCAGCUCCUGGAGGAAUAGUUUUUGUUUGUCUUGGAAAGAGGCAAAGGAGUACUAUACCAAAAAUCUCUGCCUUUUCUCUAUUAGAUGGCUUGCCCUUGUGUAUGCUUCAGACUAGAGACAUAUAUACAGGUAACUGCCAAAGUAAAGGAAACGCCCAACAUAAAGCAUCUUAAUAGGGUGUUUGAGCCAGAACAGCUUCAAUGCACCUGGCAUAGAUUCUACAAGUGUCUGGAACUGUUGGAUGUGAAGACAUUCUUCCACCUAGAAAUUCAAUCAUUUUGUGUUUUGUUGAUGGUGGUGGAAAACUCUGUCUCAGGCUCCGCUCCACAUUCUCCCGUAAGUGCUCAAUUGAGUUAAGAUCUGGUGACACACUUUAAACCUCCGAUGCUCCUUUUUAGACCACUGUUUCAAAGUCACUGAGAUCUCUUCUUCUAGCCAUGGUAGCCAAAAUAAUGGUCAACUGGGCAUGUUUAUACAUGACCCCUAAGCAUCAUGGGAUGUUAAUUGUGUAAUUAACUCAGGAACCACACCUGUAUGGAAGCACCUGCUUUCAAUAUACUUUGUAUCCCUCGUUUAUUCAAGUGUUUCCUUUAUUUUGACAGUUGCAUGUAUAUACAGUCUGUAUGACUGUGCUUUAGACUAUAGUAAACAGUUGACUGGUUA